AUGAGUACAGCCUUCCGUUUUAUGAAUUGUCCUUACAUCCACUCUAAGUGUAUAUUAAACUAUUCCCGUAGUAUGCUCUUCAAAAAAAAGUUAUUGGAUACCACACUUGAUAUGAAAGAUAAUGAAAUCAAAGCUCAUAGACUAAUUUUAGCCUACAAAUGUAAUUAUAUUCAUCAAUUUUUGGAAAAAACGUGGAAAGAAAUAUUGUCUAUAUCUUCUGAUAUGGUAUUUAGAGACGCUGUUAUCUCGGUCGAUGUUUCUUGUGAAAAGGAAAUAGUAGAUUUAAUAAUAAAUUACCUUUAUACAGGGACCAUCAUUAUAACCGAAUCAAACGCUUGUAAAUUAUAUCAAUGUUGUAAAAUAUUUGAACUUAAUUCACUUGAAAAAUUGACUAUAUCUAACAUUAUAAAUUUUAUUGAUGACCAAAACGCCUUAGAAUACUUAGGGAGAGACAUCUCGGAUAAUGUUAACAACGCCGCUUUAGGGUAUUUAUGUAAUAAUUUUCAGAGGAUUACAUCAACAAAGGAAUUUCUCGAAUGUUCAUUGACUACACUUGAAAAGCUUAUCGACGAAGAUGAUAUAAAAACAAGGAAAGAAAUUGAUAUCUUCGAAUCUGUUGUCAGGUGGUUGGAAUUUUCUGUGGAUACAAGAAAAAUAUAUAGCAACCAAGUCUUUAGCCAUAUAAGAUUUUGUCUAAUGUCAACCGAUGAAUUGAUUCAAGCAUAUGAUAUUGGGAAGAUAUUCUUUGAUGAUAAAUCAAAUUUAGAUUUCUUAGUUGAGGCCGCUUGGUAA
Gordionus sp. m RMFG-2023 is the source of this 792-nucleotide messenger RNA. RefSeq names its product kelch repeat and BTB domain-containing protein 8-like. Gene Ontology annotation, molecular function: protein binding. The record is from RefSeq and is a predicted model, not a curated record. The coding region runs from base 1 to 792 and encodes 263 amino acids. NCBI's taxonomy places the organism in Eukaryota, Metazoa, Nematomorpha, Gordioida, Chordodea, Parachordodidae. The transcript has a single exon.